Wasmannia auropunctata (little fire ant) is the source of this 2500-nucleotide messenger RNA. It is a transcript of the gene AkhR, whose product is annotated as mesotocin receptor-like. Gene Ontology annotation, cellular component: membrane. The transcript is spliced from 6 exons. The record is from RefSeq and is a predicted model, not a curated record. Gene Ontology annotation, biological process: G protein-coupled receptor signaling pathway. NCBI's taxonomy places the organism in Eukaryota, Metazoa, Arthropoda, Insecta, Hymenoptera, Formicidae. Gene Ontology annotation, molecular function: peptide binding; vasopressin receptor activity. Bases 1180 to 2310 code for a protein of 376 amino acids.
UAUAGUUUUUGGUAGACCUAUAAAGUUAUUAUGUCUAUAAUACACAGUAAUAACUAAAAAAAUGAAGCUCCUAACCAUAAUUAAUUUACAGAAAUAUCAAACACUUUCAAUCAGAAUUAUAGUCAGAAAUAUCAGAUACUUUCUCUUGUUGUCAGUGUAGAAACGAAAUGCUUCGACGGAGAAAAAAAUUUAACAAAUCACAUUUGGGACGAUUCGGUCAAUCGACCGAUGCGACUGGUCAAUUCUUUCUCCAUCCGAGAUCUCGGAACAAUUUCUAGCAUUGUGGACACAAAAUUCGAGAUUAUUGGCACUCUUUUCAAAACGGAAGAUCGACAAUGCGAAGUUCCAACAAUAUACGUACGAUAGGAUUCAAAAUAACAAAAACGCUUCUUUCAGUGAUCCUCGGAAUGCAUUGAACAUCUAAUAAGGAAAUUUCCAUUCAAUGUCGAAAAUAUCCAGUAAGAAUCGCCGGAAAGAAAACAACAACCUCAAUCGUACACGCGCGAAAUUGCCAUAAUCGACGUAUAAUUUUAUAUACCCUCAUCACGUGACGGUGUUUUUUCUCGGAAUCUUUCCAGUCGGACUCGUCGAUCCUUCCACCGUACCUAGACUGAUUCGCGAGACGAGAGGCGCGACGCGGCCGGGCCCGGAGUGCAGUGUCGACGUUGCGCGCGAGAACUUACUCGCGUAGCCCGCGCAUAUCAAUCGACGCCGCGUUUACGCGCUUUUGUGGAAAUCGCGUCAAUUAACGGGUUACGUUAGGUGCAGCCGCUCGUGAAUAUCAACCCCGCGCGUCCUCCGAACGAGCUCCUCUCCCCCGCGCCGCGAGACGCAAUCCCUCAAGUCUCUGAACGUCGAACCGCGUCUCACGAUGCCCGACCGGCAGAAGAGGACGCAUUUCGCGUCCGUCGUCGCGCCGGGGAACGAGUGUUUUAUUGCGCUGCCGCUACCGGAAGUCCGUAUGAAUAUUCAACCGCCGCGUGAGUUUUGCGUCGCGCGCUCGUAGCAGGCGCGGAUCCCCGCACGUACGAUCUCCGAAGGCUUCUUUCCCUUUUCUCCCUUUCUCUCUCUUUCUCUCCUUCCCUCUCUCUCUUUCUUUCUUUCUUCUUUUUUUUCCUUCGUCUGAAUGACAGAGCGGUGGGCCGAGAGGAUCGCGCGCGAGUGGAGUUUCCCGAAGAUAUGUCGCACGAUCUGAACUCCUCGUCGUCGUCGCCACCGUUGUCCUCGGAUCGGCCGCAGGACGACGCGCGGGACGAGGAUCUCGCCAGGUGGGAGAUCGCGGUGCUGACCAGCAUAUUCCUUGUCACGCUCAUCGGCAACGCCCUGAUCCUGCUGGCCCUUUACGUCCGGCGGCGUUAUCAACGACGGAAGUUCACCAGGAUGUACUUCUUCAUCCUGCAUUUGAGCGUGGCCGACCUGCUGACGGGUCUGCUCGACGUUCUGCCGCAGCUCGCCUGGGACAUAACGUUCAGAUUUCAGGGUGGUGCGGUGCUCUGUAAACUGAUUAAGUUCGGACAACCGUUCGGCCUGUAUCUCAGUUCCUAUAUCCUGACGGUGACCGCGAUAGACAGGUACCAGGCCAUCUGCCACCCCUUCAGUUACUGCGGCGUCACAUCUCGAAGAUCGAAAAUGAUGGUGUACGGGGCGUGGACGCUCGCCGCUGCGCUGUGCGUACCGCAGAUUGUUAUAUUCUCGUACACGGAAAUAUCGCCCGGCGUUUGGGAGUGUUGGGCCACCUUUUACCUAAAAUAUGGCGAGAGAGCUUAUAUUACUUGGUACAGCGUUACACAAUUCCUAUUGCCUUUCAUGGUGCUCGUAUAUACCUACACAAGAAUAUGUUUAUCGAUAUGGAGGAGCAGUAAAAUGUCAGGUGUCGUUGAACUCAAAAGGGACAACAAAGCCAGUUUCUGUCAGCGAAAUCGAGAUCCCCUCAUCUCCAAGGCGAUGAUCAAUACUGUAAAACAGAUGAUCAUCGUGGUUACUUUAUACAUUGUCACCAAUAUCCCGUUUAUCGGAUGCGAGCUGUGGGCAACGUGGGAUCCCAAAGCUUCUACUUCGCCAUUUUUUUCCGGCGCUGCUUUCACUAUUCUAAGCCUCCUAAAUAGUCUCACGAGUUGCGUUAAUCCUUGGAUUUACUUUGCAUUUAACAAGGAAUUACGUGCUGCGUUGAUAAAUUUUUUCUGCAGAAAGAAAGAUUAUUCGUUGACUUAUGAUAUAGAUGUACGUCAGAACGCGUCGGAUGUGCCCUCUACAACAUCGUCGUUUAUUUCCAGAAUCUCGCGACUUGCGAGUUCAAAGAUAUUCGGGUAAAGUGGAAAUGAAACAAAGUUUACAUUUUGAGGAGGACUGUUUUGAAUAUAAAGAAUACACCGCGAAAAAUAUAGUUGAUGCAUAUAUACAUUUCGCGGGGCCGUGUAAAUGCGUUCGGCGCGACUGUGUCGUGACCGUGUGCAAUUUCUUUCCUACGAAGGACUUUUUAAUAAAAAUUAUUUAUGAAGAA